GCCAGUUGACGUUGACGCGAGUACAUGCUGUUGGUAGGUGUGGGUGGCGCUGUUGGGCGGCGCUUGUUGUAGAAAAAGAGCUAUAUCGCUGACUUUUCGUGUGAUAAGCCCUCGUGUGAUAACAAAAGAAUGUGUUGAACGACGCUUGGAAAAAGGUGCCGGUUUCUUCGAAAUUAUGUAUACCGUGACUAGAAAUUAUGUAUGAAGAUAACAUGAAGUCAACAAUGCAUCUUUCGAGUUCAUGUCACAGGCUGUUUACUUAGCGCACGCAUGGCGACGAUCGGCUCUGCCACGCUGACGGCACCACUGAUCUGCAGCCACGGAGUGGCGACAUCCGCGUCGGUGGCACUGCCGGUUUACGAUGACGAAGUGGGUCUCGGCGGGCUGCCGGACCGAGAACCCGACGACCGUCCGGAGAGGGAACUCUGCCCAGGUGACUCCGCUCGCCUCUCGCACCUCGACCGGCUGGCGACCGGCCGGCUGCAGAAGGUGGCAGCGUCCUGCCCCGUGCCGGCCUCCGCGUCCGGGUCAUCGUCCACUGGCCGGCCACGACCCGCGUACUGUACCGACCCGGCCGGACGCGAGUGCCGGGAUCUCGGUUCGGACCUGCACUCGGAGGGUCCGGCCCUGCCGCACGGAAGCGUGGGAGGCGUCGGCAAGUCGGAGUGGUACCCCUACGCCUGCUACUACUGCGAGUGCAGGUUCAAAUUCGUGAGCGCUCGCAGCAUGCACAUUGUGGACGUGCACACGAACUUGAUCAUCUCUUCCGGGCCGAACGAGGCAGAGCGCGAGAAUCGGCCAGGUGACGCAUUCGGUGGUGAAGACUCCGACCGCAGCCCCGGCAUCAACUUCGACACUCCGAAGGAAAUACUGGCACACCAAAAAGCGAGUCACCCCUGGCCCGAGCCCCCGGCGGAAGAGUUGUCACCGUCUCGUGCCGGGGGCCACGGGGCGUCGCAGUCGGAGUGGGAGCCGCAGUUUCCACAGGUGCCGGCGUCCGGCGUGGAAAAGGGGUCUGGGUCCACCUUCUGCCUGCCACGGGUGCAAAUGGAUACUCCCUCAUCUCCGAAGCGAGAGAUCGAGGCCAUAUAUGUCAACGAAGAAAGUCCGUUUCUGCAGGAGUGCGAGUUGCCCGACGGCCCCGGUAGUGCCCGGGAUCCCCUAAGCUUCGAGGACGAGAUGGAAGCAAAAGGAAGCAAUCUCGGCACAUCGACAAGGCGCGAUGGUGAACGCUCGUCUCCACCGGCCGUGGAGACCUGCUUAUUCUUUGGUGCCGCAGCCUGGCAGUGCUCAGAAGUCGAGGAGAAAAGGGUUGCUGGCAGGAGUGGAAGUGAUUGAGUAACUGAAGAAUGGUUGAGAGAACUGUUACCCGAUCUGUAAUGUCAAAGCAUCACACAUACAUGUUACGAUCUAUUGUGAUCUACAAGUCGUGAAUGAUAUGCAUCUUCCGAAAUUGUAAAAGUAAUUGUACAGUAGAAUUGGUGCUGUUGUAAUACAGAAUAAUUAUUACAAA
This is a messenger RNA of Schistocerca serialis cubense, 1513 nucleotides long. RefSeq lists its product as uncharacterized. The record is from RefSeq and is a predicted model, not a curated record. The transcript has 8 exons. Bases 271 to 1338 code for a protein of 355 amino acids. Lineage: Eukaryota; Metazoa; Arthropoda; Insecta; Orthoptera; Acrididae.